Molecule: messenger RNA, 1031 nt
Organism: Trichogramma pretiosum
Lineage: Eukaryota; Metazoa; Arthropoda; Insecta; Hymenoptera; Trichogrammatidae
Exons: 3
Coding region: 216-815 (199 amino acids)
Source: RefSeq, a predicted model, not a curated record
GCGAGGCAUUGAUAAAUUCGUCGUUGGUUGGGGGGAUCGAUGGUAAUUUCUUCGAAGACUCAACAAUGACUCGGUGAUGCUCGAGCAACGAGACAACAGAUCUGUUUACGCGUGUUUGCUCAAAUUUUAGUGGCACGAUUUGUAAAUAUUAUUGUAUUAAUACGUAAUACAGAAUACAGAAUGAUCAAUCGUUCGCUACAUUUCAACUAAGAAAGAUGGAACCCAGUGCUGUAUUUGACUGUGUCGUCAGAGUUAAAGAAGAACCUUCUGAAGUGACGUUUACUGAAUAUAAAGAUGAAUUUAUCGACGAGCCAACUGAUUUCAAAAACGUCCAACUCUUGCUAUUUCCACAAGAUGAUUCGUGUUUCAAGCUUCAAAAAUACGACGGCAAUCAUGAAUCUCAAGUUGACGAUAUAAAAAUCGAGUUCGAAUGUAAAGACGAGAUGCCCAGCAUGAACUCAUUACUCAACCACUCGCAGGACGUGAAAUAUGGCGAUAAUUAUAAUACUAAUCAUGUAAUCAAAAUGGAAACUGUCGGCCAAGUGAAAACAGAACUAAUUGGUGACCAUGAAGAAAAUUCGAAAUUGAAUUUCAACCGUGAACUUAAGAAAGUAAAUGAAAAAAGAAGAAAUUCAAGAAAGUCUGAUCGACAACAUAGACCCAAAUCACCGAGUGAUACAGCAGUGCAUAAUGGUAUUGUCCACGCUUGUGUAAAGUCCACAUCGAAGCAGUGCAUAGUAAAAUCACUUUUGAAUGUGAUAAAUGCGAAAAGACAUUCGCCUGUAAAAAGUAUCUCGGAGCUCACAUGGUUGUGAUGCAUAGUGGAAUCAAAUUUUCAUGUGAUACUUGCGGAAAGGAAUACUCUACGAAGCGUCCGCUCAGAAGACACAUCGAUACGACGCACAAUGGUAUCACUCACGUAUGUAAUCAAUGUGAAAAAACAUUUAAACGACGAGAUUAUCUCAAAGAACACAUUCGUUCGAUACAUAAUGAUAUCAAACACACAUGCGAUGCAUGCGGAAAAAAAUUUA